This is a messenger RNA of Penicillium canescens, 1698 nucleotides long. RefSeq names its product Zn(II)2Cys6 transcription factor domain-containing protein. Gene Ontology annotation, molecular function: zinc ion binding; DNA-binding transcription factor activity, RNA polymerase II-specific. The coding region runs from base 1 to 1698 and encodes 565 amino acids. The record is from RefSeq and is a predicted model, not a curated record. Lineage: Eukaryota; Fungi; Ascomycota; Eurotiomycetes; Eurotiales; Aspergillaceae. The transcript has 4 exons. Gene Ontology annotation, biological process: regulation of transcription by RNA polymerase II.
AUGGAUGAAAAUGCUAGAGCUCGUCGACGUCGAACUGAACGUGGACCACGAUCCAAAAACGGCUGUGGUACAUGCCUUCUCAAAAAGGUGAAGUGUGAUGAGCACCGUCCACGAUGUCACCGCUGCGGCCGCCUCCAACUGGAGUGUGAAUGGCCCACCCAGCCGCCCUCCCUAUCUUCAAGGAGACGGGGACUCGGUCCUAUCAAGAACCGAGAAGAUGCUUGGGCUCCUCCAAUAAUUCUUCCAAAAUCUGUCAGCCGAAAUAGCUUGAAUGAUUUGCCUCAGGCCGGGGAGAUAAGCGGUGACACAGUUGAACCGCCGGCCUCUCUAGGCACCGCCGAGGAUCGUUAUCGCGAAAGCGUGCACAUCAAUCCGGACGAUUUGCCUUCACCUGAUCCCACCGAGAGUGCCGAUGCGGGGCCUGUCCUACUUGCCAGUGGCAUAGGAGUCAAUCAUGCGCCCUCACUUGGGAGUAGCGAUACACAAGCCGUAUUGUUCCAUCGCACUGUGUUCGCGCCUCUCAAGUCAACCCGAAAAGCAGCUUCGUCGGCGCAUUGUUUGUUCCUUGGCCUCGCACUACAGAAUGCCAUGACCCUUCACUUCCUCCUUGCUGUAUCCCAUAACGAACUGGCUAUACACCUGGGAUUUUACAAGCAGCCACCACAAGAGUCAUGGAAUCAUCUACAACACGGCUCGCGGAUCUUUCUACAAGCACUCAAUCCCUUGGCUCAAUUAGACCAUGUAGGCACCAUGCUGUCUUUCUUAUACAUGUAUAUGUUUUGGAUGCGCCGCAACCCGUUCAAUUUACAAAAGCUACGGGAGCUGAGCGCUUCGGUUCUCACCUAUGUCAAGAGCUAUAAUCUGGAUGAGUUGUGCGCAGGUUCAAGCUCCUUGGCACCUGAUGCUCUGCUGCUAUCCCGAAUCCUCACCUACCUCUACGACAGAGACGGAUUUUGUGGCUUUUUUGGCUGUGGAGGUUCUUUUGCUAGCUAUGUCAGUGAAAAUCUCGAGAAGCGGCACAGGAUCUGGCAAUUAUCGAGGUCCAUAUUCACAUGGUCUGAUGAGCAAACCAUAGCCCUGCGCAUGCCUGGCAUCCAAGGCCCCCCGAAGUCCUACAUUCUAAAGGUCUAUUUCGAGUUAAUUGCUAUACAUCAUGACAUCAACUGCUACAGUCAGGCCCCUGAGGUCCAGGCACUUGAGGCAAAGAGAAAGAUCAAACGAAGUCUCGCCCAGAUUCAAGAACAACAUAAAUUUCUUCGGUAUCUUAUUACCAGUUGUAGAAGAGAAAGGUCUUCGCCCCCUCUUAUGGCCCUGGUGACCGUCACAUUCUUCCAUGCCAUCCAAAUAUACUUCUAUCGCAGUCGUGACGCACAUUUUGGCCAGCUUCCUGUCACAAAUGAGUUCCAGUACAUCUUAUGCGAACUUAUUGCUGCCGCAUACUACACUGUUGCGACAGGGCCAGUACAGCUCCUUGAGCGGUUCCAAUGGUCUCUUCUAAUAGCCGGAAUUGAGACUUACGAUCCAAUCCAUCUUAAAUGGAUUCUGGAGACGAUUUCGGAUCCUGUUCUGAGUAACUUACUUUCUUUGGUGAAAGAGAACCAAAAAUUUCACAGCGUCUCAAUGGAGGAAUUGAGAUACAUCAUCGACGCAGUGUCUCAUGAGGAUCUUGGAAGCAAGCUCGAAAUUCCUGUUAUUUAG